Molecule: messenger RNA, 849 nt
Organism: Pieris macdunnoughi
Lineage: Eukaryota; Metazoa; Arthropoda; Insecta; Lepidoptera; Pieridae
Source: the annotation of a GenBank genome assembly
AUGAUGAUAGAAACAUUUGUGUUUUUUGAUAUAGAAGCUACAGGACUUCCCCAAUUUGAAAAGAAUAGAACUAAAAUUACAGAAUUGACCUUUAUUGCUGUAGCUCGAAUGGAUAUCGAGACAAGUGAAUGUUUACCUCUCAUGAAUAAGUUGUCUUUACUUUUCAACCCAGAAAGGAAAAUUCAAAAAGAAGCUUCAAGGAUCACAGGUUUAACAAAUAACAAUUUAAAAAAUCAACCUAUAUUUAAAGAUAAAAUUCAAACAAUAAAUACUUUUCUGUUAGAACUCAACCAACCGGUGUGUCUGGUUGCUCAUAAUGGCAACAGGUUUGAUUUUAAAGUACUUAAAGCUGAAUUUUGUGACGCAGGCCAGGAUUUGCCAUCCCACCUACUUUGCUUAGAUUCACUGACAGGUUUUAGAAAGAUUGCUAAAGAUAGUAUGAAUAUUUGUAGUAAAGUUCCUUCAAGCUCCAGUAAAAAUAUUACUCUAAAAACAAAUAAAACUCUAGAAACAAAUAUUACAACUUCUUUAAAAGUUGAUGAUUUACUAACUGAUGAUGAUGAUGAUUGGCCACAGCUUAACACAAGCACUGAAAUAUGGGAAGAAAUUGACAAAUUAUCGUUAAAUGAAUGUCCUGUGAAUAAACCAAAGACAACAGGGAAAGUGUCGUGUCAAUUAACUGCUUUAUACAAAAGAUUUUUAAAAAAAGAGCCACUUACCUCACACAGAGCAGAAGCAGACUGCAUUAUGUUAUUAGAAUGUGUUACUACAACCAAACAGAGCUUUUUACCAUGGGCUGAUAAAAAUUGUAAAUUAAUUAGUGAAAUUAAGCCUCUAAUACGUAGUUAA